This is a messenger RNA of Candida albicans SC5314, 1338 nucleotides long. RefSeq names its product Utp9p (gene UTP9). Bases 1 to 1338 code for a protein of 445 amino acids. The transcript has a single exon. NCBI's taxonomy places the organism in Eukaryota, Fungi, Ascomycota, Pichiomycetes, Serinales, Debaryomycetaceae. The record is from RefSeq and is a predicted model, not a curated record.
AUGAAGUACGCUUUGAAUGGAAAUAAGGUCGCCACUCUAAUAGAUAGGAAUGGCAAGGAUGAAAUAAGAGUUUACAAUGUUGACGAGCGUGGGGAUUCAGAAGUUGUUGCAUCAAUCAUAUUGGAAGAUAUAAUAGACUUUGUUUGGGCAUCGCCAACAACCCGUAAGAAGAGAACACCUAAUGGAGGCAGUAAAGAAAGUGAAAACCAGAACUUGUUAGUUGUUUUGUUAAAGGAAAGUGUUUUUGUUGUUUUAUCAGAGGGGUCAGAAAUUAAUCGAUUCAAAAUCGAUGAUCAAAUAGAUAAACUUGUCAAGUAUGACGAGAAUAUAUGGGCAGCCACCGAAAACAGUAUAUUAAAGGUUAGUCUUGAUGGAGAUGUUAAAGAUAAAAUCAAAGUUCCAGCAUUCAACGCUAUUAGCAUAUCGAACAAAAUUGCAUUCGGCUCAACCAGCUUACAAAUUGGUAAAUUUGCCAAAGGGAAAUUUGUUUGUGAGGAUGAAAUUAAAGUAGUUGGAGAAAUAAAAUCCAUUUUGCAGAGCAAAUAUCCAGUGGUCUUGACAGAAGACAACAAUGCAUAUCUAAUCAAGAAGAAGGUUCAAAAACUCAGCGAUGCUCAUCACAUACAAUUAUUACAUUAUAGAGAGAAAGAUUAUAUUGUGGCCAUUAGCGAUAAUUUGAACUUUUACAAUGACGGCAAACUCGAAAACUCAAUAUCAAGUGAAACUGCAUUAGAAGGUGUGUUAUCUGUCGAAGAUUCGCUUGUGGUGUUCUGGUCAGGGAAGAAUGAACUUUUAUUCAAGAAAAUAGACUGGUCAGACGACGAAAUUGUGAUUCCACGGGGCGAGUUACUUAUGAACGGCACCAAAGCUCAUAUCAAGGUUGCCAAACCAAAGGUGUACAAAACGGACGCCACUAGUUUGAUGAAGAAAUUAAGUGGUAUAUCAGACCACGCCGCAAUUGUUGGUCUCUGUCAAUCAGUUGGCGAUUCUACUGUUAUCAAAGAAGUAUCAAAAGAAAUUGGCUUAGAGUUAUUUCCAGUAAUAAGUGACGCCGUAAGCAAAGACACAACAAAUACAAAUCUUGCUCUUUGGUUCAAGUGGAUAUACUUAAUUCACGGUAAACAUAUUGCCAAACAAGAUAUAGCCCCCGUAAAGGAAGCCAAAACCCAGCUUGAGCUGGGAGUCAAGCUUAUGUCACAUUUAAUUGCCAUUCAAGGAAAACUACAACUUUUGAAAUUACAAAAUGAAAUGAGAGAGAAAAAUGUUGUUAGAGAUGUUACAACCACCAUUGAUGAUGAUAGUAUGGUUUAUGCAAACGGAGAAGCAGAUAUUAUUUAG